AUGUUCCGUUUCGUUACAUUAUUGGCUGUUGUCAGCUGUGCUUUUGCCGGCAUUUUACCCGGUGAUUUGGAUGGCCGUAUUGUAAAUGGUGUUGAUACCACCAUUCAGGCUCAUCCCUAUCAAGUGUCUUUGCAAACUAACCGUGGUUUCCAUUUCUGUGGUGGUUCC
This is a messenger RNA of Lucilia cuprina (Australian sheep blowfly), 168 nucleotides long. RefSeq names its product trypsin-like. Lineage: Eukaryota; Metazoa; Arthropoda; Insecta; Diptera; Calliphoridae. The transcript has a single exon. The annotation marks the transcript as partial. Gene Ontology annotation, biological process: proteolysis. Gene Ontology annotation, molecular function: serine-type endopeptidase activity. The record is from RefSeq and is a predicted model, not a curated record.